CUUCCUUACCAUCCUGAGAUCAACUACUGUACAUGUCAAGCGACAACUUGAUCUUCUCCUCGCUCUAGAUUCCCAUGAGGCAUUUCCUCGUCUCAGAAGGAAGAAGAAGAAUAUACUGUUCUUAACUCUAUACAAGAGCUCACUAAUGCUGCUAUAUCAAAAAAGAAGAAGAGGAAGAAGAAGAAGUUCCGUCUAGAUCUUUCAAAGCCUCCACAUCAAUUCGCUGCCAUUUGUUUCACUGGUUUGCUCUCAAUUACUCCCACCGUAAAAGGAAAGUCGUUUUUAUUUUGUUUCAUAUAUAUUGUCUCUCCCCAAAGCAAGGCGUAGUAUUUGAAAUCUGUUUUCUAGAUUAAUGGCACUCUCUGUUUCCUAAAGUUCGAUUCUCUCCGUCAACUCCUUUUACUAUAAAUACGACUAUCCUCUGACCAUUCAUUAUGUCCUUGAAUGGCGUCUAUUUAUGCCAUCCUUUCUCCUCUCAUUCGCACACUCUUUGAUGUCUCCUCUUCCUUCUCCGUCACCACCGCCACCGCCACCGCCACCGCCACCACAAGCUGUUGGUUUAGUUUUCGGGUCGGGCCCCGAGGUUGAAUGGUCCCAUGGCUUCCUGUGUCAAUUGCAAACCCAAAAUCGUCACCGGCACUUUGGGUUAUGUCCUCGAAGAUGUUCCACAUUUGUCUGAUUAUAUUCCUAACCUUCCCACAUUUUCUAAUCCUUUGCAGAACAAUCCUGCUUAUUCAGUAGUCAAGCAGUAUUUCGUAAACGUAGACGAUACUGUUCCUCAUAAGGUUGUUGUUCACAAAGAUAGUCCAAGAGGGGUACAUUUUCGGCGUGCUGGACCUCGCCAAAGGGUGUAUUUCGAACCAGAUGAAGUUCAGGCAGCCAUUGUCACAUGUGGGGGUCUAUGUCCUGGACUCAACACUGUCAUUAGGGAAUUAGUAUGUGCCCUGUACCAUAUGUACGGCGUCAAGAAAGUUUUAGGAAUCGACGGAGGUUACAGGGGCUUUUACGCUCGCAAUACAGUUACUCUGAAUCCUAAGAACGUGAACGAUAUACAUAAACGUGGAGGAACUGUUCUUGGGACGUCACGAGGUGGACAUGACACCACUAAGAUUGUUGACAAUAUCCAAGAUCGAGGGAUCAAUCAGGUUUACAUAAUAGGAGGAGAUGGAACUCAGAGGGGAGCGUCUUUGAUUUUUGAGGAAAUUAGAAGGCGUGGUCUCAAAGUCGCAGUUGCCGGAAUUCCCAAAACCAUAGACAAUGACAUCAUGGUUAUAGAUAAGUCGUUCGGGUUUGACACGGCAGUUGAGGAGGCUCAACGUGCUAUAAAUGCGGCACAUGUUGAAGCUGAAAGCAUUGAGAAUGGCAUUGGCGUUGUGAAGCUGAUGGGUCGCUAUAGUGGAUUUAUUGCCAUGUAUGCUACUCUUGCAAGUCGAGAUGUGGACUGUUGCUUGAUUCCAGAGUCAAACUUCUACCUUGAAGGUGAAGGUGGGCUUUUUGAGUUCAUAGAGAAAAGGCUAAAAGAAAACGGGCACAUGGUUAUUGUGAUAGCCGAAGGGGCAGCACAAGAUCUUGUUUCAGAGAGCAUGCAAACCAUGGCCAAGCAACAGGAUGCUUCAGGCAAUAAGCUUCUUCAAGACGUUGGACUCUGGAUAUCCCACAAGAUCAAGGGCCACUUUGCCAAACAUAAAAGCAUGUCCAUAAAUCUCAAAUAUAUAGAUCCCACCUAUAUGAUCCGAGCUGUUCCAAGUAAUGCCUCUGACAACGUGUACUGCACACUUCUUGCUCAAAGUGCCGUCCAUGGAGCAAUGGCAGGUUACACUGGCUUCACGAGCGGACUUGUAAAUGGAAGAUAUACUUACAUACCCUUCUAUAGAAUCAUAGAGAGACAGAACUGUGUGGUGAUAACUGAUAGAAUGUGGGCACGGGUUCUGUCUUCAACGAAUCAGCCAAGCUUUUUGGGUCCUAAGGACGUGAUUGCAGACCAUAGGGAAGAAGAAAUGUUGGACGAGAUUGAUGAUCCUUGUUUAAACGACAUUAUGGUUAACACAGAAGUCGCCAGCAUUUGAGUUAUGACAGUCUCGUUCAUAAGUUGUUAAGAGUCUUUUGUUUUUUCCGUUGGAGCCACUCAAAAUUGUGAAGAGUCAGCACAUCAACUAACAAUGUCAAGGGGUGCCGCUUCAUUUGCAAAUGCAUUUCUGUUUUGGUGCGAUGUACAGUCUCCAUUGCUUGUAUAUGUGCAAAGUCUAUAUUAUUGUCCCGUUUAACUA
Prosopis cineraria is the source of this 2267-nucleotide messenger RNA. Its product is annotated as ATP-dependent 6-phosphofructokinase 3-like. The record is from RefSeq and is a predicted model, not a curated record. The transcript is spliced from 13 exons. The coding region runs from base 597 to 2066 and encodes 489 amino acids. Gene Ontology annotation, biological process: fructose 6-phosphate metabolic process; glycolytic process. Gene Ontology annotation, molecular function: ATP binding; 6-phosphofructokinase activity. NCBI's taxonomy places the organism in Eukaryota, Viridiplantae, Streptophyta, Magnoliopsida, Fabales, Fabaceae. Gene Ontology annotation, cellular component: cytoplasm.